GGGAAAACUCCAUAUCUGGGCAAACAAGGAGGCUUCUCCCCCGAACAGACUGGAAAGACCCUGCAGGCCCUGAAGGAGAGGCUGGAAAAUCUUCAGGCAAGAAAUUCUUCCAGUUCCUAUUCAAGUUCAUUGAGAGACCUCCUACAGCGCAAAAUCAACGCACUGGAAGAACAGCUCCAUCAUCACUAUGACCACCAUCAUGGAUAUGGUCAUCAUGAGGAUCAUCAUGACCAUGAUGACCACCAUAAUACCCACAACAAUAACCACCAUGAUGACCAUCACGAUGACCAUCACGAUAACCACGAUGACCAUCACGAUAACCACGACAACCACCAGGCAAACAAUCACGAUGACCAUCACUCCAGCAACCAUCGUAACAACCAUUAUAAUUAUCACUAUGAACGUCAUAGCGACCACCAUGAUGAUCACCAAGACAAUCAUCAAAACGGCCAUGAUGAUCAUCAUGACAACCACCACAACAACAACAACCACCAUGAUGAUCGUCAUGAUGAUGGCCAUCAUGGCAAUGGUCACCAUGAUGAUGGACGCCAUGGAAAUGAUGAUCAUGUCCAGCAUCCACAAACCUCUUUCAAGCCAACUGGGCCAAGAGCGCCUGUCCGUGGAGCCCUCAGUAAGCUAGAUGCAGUGCUGAGUAACCUUCACCACAAGACUCCAGAACCAGGUCCAAAUAAGAAACUCAAAAAUCCUGACGCUUUUCAGAUUGGCUUCCCGAUGCGCACCAACUACAUGUAUGGGCGAAUCAAGCGCACCCUUCUGAGCGAGAUCUUCGCCCUCACAGUCUGCCUUUGGUUGAAAGGGGGCUCAGGUCCUGGGAUCGGAACCCCGUUCUCCUACUCUGUCCCUGGCCAGGCCAAUGAGCUUGUCCUGAUUGAGUGGGGCAACAAUCCCAUGGAGCUGCUGGUGAAUGACAAGGCAGUCACUCUUCCUAUUUCUCUGACGGACAGUAAGUGGCACCACCUCUGUGUAACAUGGUCCACACGGGAUGGCAUGUGGGAGGCUUAUCAAGACGGUGUGAAAAGGGGCUCUGGAGAGAAUCUCUCCCCCUGGCAUCCGAUUAAACCAGGAGGAGUCUUUAUCCUGGGACAGGAACAGGACACUCUGGGCGGCCGUUUCGACGCCACACAGUCUUUUGUGGGCGAGAUGUCGGAUAUGCAGCUGUGGUCGCGUAUGCUCACGUCUACCGAGAUCUACGACCAAGCAUCCUGCUCCAGCCACCUCACCGGCGACAUCAUCACCUGGAGCGAGUCCAUGGUGGAACUCCACGGAGGUGUCACAAAGUAUCCGUUCGACCCUUGUCAUUAAGGAUCUAACCAGAGAGAAUAAAUAAAUCUGCUUAACUUGCAGCUGGAAAGGUGGACAGUUGUGAAUCUGGACUCGUACUGCAGCUGCUCAAUUAACUAAGCACUUUAUUAGUUUAAGUGUCUAAAAAUUACAUACUGCAAAUCGAUAAGCACUCAGGAUGUCAACAGACUGGUUGAACUCCAUUCUGUGUUUUUGGUUCACUUCCAGACACUACUGAAAGCACUUCAGUAUCACUACUUUAGUAUACACGUGCA
Messenger RNA from Rhinichthys klamathensis goyatoka, 1577 nucleotides. Its product is annotated as neuronal pentraxin-1. NCBI's taxonomy places the organism in Eukaryota, Metazoa, Chordata, Actinopteri, Cypriniformes, Leuciscidae. The record is from RefSeq and is a predicted model, not a curated record. The transcript has 5 exons. The annotation marks the transcript as partial.